Molecule: messenger RNA, 1800 nt
Organism: Suillus plorans
Lineage: Eukaryota; Fungi; Basidiomycota; Agaricomycetes; Boletales; Suillaceae
Exons: 13
Coding region: 269-1354 (361 amino acids)
Source: RefSeq, a predicted model, not a curated record
GGAACUCUUCAAUUUUUGCAAGCUCGCAGAAAACAAACGCAAAAAAUCGUGUUGGAAAAAAGUUGUCGAUAUCACGAACGACUGGAACUUUCCUGGUGUUGAAGUAGCCCCGUGUGAUUUGGAAAUCAAAAUCUACUUUGAUUACCGGCUUUUUGUUUGAUUUCGCACCCUUUCAUCUGAUCAAGGGUCUUGAGGCGAAAUCGAAUUUCCAUCUCCAUCACGCUGAUUUUGGCGAUACAAGAGCUGAACGGUGGUAUAUCUAGCAGGAAUGCUAUCAUCAUACACCACUGACAUUCCCCACUCGCUCACCCAUCCCUCGAACAUGACUUACAUCUCAAAUGAUCACAGUUGGUGGCCAUUUAUCAGUUCACAUAUAUUUUUCGGCUAUUGGAUGGUUGCCGCGGUCGUCGUCGUGGUAUACGAUUGGGUCUUAACACUCGGACAAGAGAUUGAACUCAUCUGGAGACAACACUGGUCUCUGAUGACUGUGCUGUAUUUGAUUGUUCAUACGCUAUAUUGGAAUACCAUAUUCUGUGCAUGUCUCAUAUGCGCUGUGUUUCAUUUUUCUGACCAGCGGCACACAGAAUUUCUGCCAUCGGCAUCGCUGACAGAUACAGUGAGUAUUCUGCAAUCAUCUCAUUCCCAUCCAAUCAAUACGCUCGUAUGUGUAAGCACUAUCACAUUCUACACAGUGAAUGUGAUAAAUUUAGUCGUAGCUGCCAUGUUGGGCGUCAUCAUGAUUGCUCGAUUGCAUGCCAUGUAUCAGGGAUCUAGAAAGAUGCUUAUCUUCCUUGUUAUUAUCUUCCUGGCUGUAAACAUCACCUGCGGAGUGAUCUCGGCAAUAGGCCUCAAGUAUGUUGUAGAGGAGGAGAUCAUACUCUCUGGCAUGUAUGUUUGCUACUAUGCAGGCAUCGAGCAGCUUCUGUUUUCAAUUGUUUGGAUGCUCAACACUGUUUGGGAGGUCCUCGCACUGUGUCUUUCAGUCUGGAUUGCUGUGAAACACUUCCGUGAGCUGCGACGACUCGGCCUAUCGACAGGAUCGACCAUCAGGGACUGUUUCAGAGUGCUCAUACAUUCUCACAUUUGUUAUUUUGCAAGCUUUGUUGGUGUCUCUUGCUUCCAGCUUGCUAAUUUCUCUCCAGAAAUCUGGUAUUCGACUUCUAUUGGAGCUCAGAUACUCCUCGGUGCUCUUCAAAUUUUAUUCGUCAUGCAGAUGUUUGUGCUGGGACCACGCCUCAUCCUGAGCGUUCGAGAAUACAACGCGAAACUCGUGGCAUACUCCGAUGCAGAAACUAGCCUGAAUUCGAUUGUUUUCCAGGAGCGUGUACAUGUAUCCACUAGUUGUACUGUAUAAAGACAUCUCCAGGGAGGAGAAAUUUGGUGCAGGAUCCGUCGUGGUAUUUAUUUAACAUAUGGUAUUUCGAAGUAUAUCCGAAAGGUCUAGGCAAACCUAUUUCUUGUUUUAUCACCACUAGAACGAAGUACCCGCGCUUGAACCAAGUGGUAAGGCCAAAUUAUCCGGAACGUCCUGUAACCAUCCUGGUCCUUGAUGGCCGAUGUUGAAAUACAACGAGAAUCAGUGAAUGUGCCUUGACAGCUGAUUAUGCGCGUUGGUGUUCCACUGUCUGGACAUAUAGAUACUGCGAAUCGUGAAGCCAGAUGGCUGAUGACUUAUCGGUGCUCAGAUGCAAUUCCUUCAUCCGAUGGGGCAAGGAGAAUGAAAGGAACGAAUGGCGUAGACUCAUGGCUCGACUGGACGUCUCUAUCGCGAAUGAGCAUGACAAGGAUAUGGGGUCUGCU